AUGGAGGGUUUCCGUAGCCGAUACUCCUUGGCUGCUCUCGGGGGAGCACUUGGUGGACUCUUCUUGUUAAUUGGGAUCAUUCUUCUGUGCCAUUUUCGCUGUAAAAGGAAAAAUAAUCCGAAGGGCAAGCACCGCUCACCGAAACGUAAACGUCAAGACAAAUGGACAGGACACGCCAGCCUUGCAUACAGUGAAUCUGACGAGGGUAUAUGGAACCGGGAAAAGGGAUCGCAGAGAGGGUCGCUGACACCGCUUGCACGUAGCAAGAGAAUUUCUUCGACGGAGGCAUCCAGCGAAGUCAUAUUCGCAGCAUCAGGAACAACCCAAACUGCAUUAUCAGACGAAAGACACUUGAAGAAGCCAAAAACAUCGUGGAGCCAGUAUCAGAAUCAAGAAGAAGAUCUCCAAUGGUAUAAUCAGUCAUCUUCUAAGAAGGGCGUUUUCCGCUAUCCACCACCCAUAGUGCUGUCCAACCUUUCAGGCAAGAAGCAUGGGCGAAAGACACCCCACUCACCUCCGAAAGAUAACAUCAACAUUAGAACGAGUCAUUUUGCCACCAUUACACGCCAUGAUGAGACGCCGGAUAUGAGGGAGUCAGAUAUAAGCGUAUCACCACCAUCAUCACCGACUUCGCCACCGCGUGCAGUCAGUCCGUUAUCGGACAGAAGGAAAACUGCGGAUUCGGUGGCACCACUCUGA
Pseudomassariella vexata is the source of this 699-nucleotide messenger RNA. RefSeq lists its product as uncharacterized. The record is from RefSeq and is a predicted model, not a curated record. The transcript has 2 exons. Lineage: Eukaryota; Fungi; Ascomycota; Sordariomycetes; Amphisphaeriales; Pseudomassariaceae. Bases 1 to 699 code for a protein of 232 amino acids.